CCCGUGAACUUGACUUCCGACCCCGUCCUCUGUCCGACGACCUCACUAUCAUGCGCCGUGUAAGAUGGAGAGGCCAUUUUACAAUGUUGCCUCAAUAUUUUGUUUUCAUCGUUGAUCUCUUGCUGGCAAUUAUGGGCUACGGUGUCGGUGAUUAAUCCUUCUCAGCAACAGGGUCACAAGAGAGGAAGAGUAGACAAGUUAGAGCUUGCGCAGUGAGAUCAGCGUUCUAAGAGGUUCUGAAUCAAAGGAACAGGACCACUUCUUCAUCAUUAUCUUUGCUAGAUGUGUGUAUAUAUAGACACUUCUUAGGGCUCUGAAUCCUUGUCUCAUCAAAGAGGGAGGAAAUGAGGUUCAUGAAGCUUGGCACCAGACCUGAUACCUUCUUCACCACAGAAGCUAUUAGGUCUGUUUCGUCAGAGGUCUCCACUGACCUCCGAAUCCAGGUGCAGAGAAGUUUGUAUCACCUGCACAAGUUUCCCAUGCUGUCGAAAUGCCUUCGCCUGCAACAGCUCUGCUCCGAGCUCGGGGACGCCGCCGAGCCGGCCGUCAUCCACCUCCCGGACUUCCCCGGCGGCGCCGAGGCUUUUGAGCUCUGCGCCAAGUUCUGCUACGGCAUCACCGUCACUCUCAGCCCCCUCAACCUCGUGCCCGUCUGGUGCGCCGCCUGCUACCUCCGCAUGAGCGACGAUGCCGACCGGAGCAACCUCCUCGGCAAGCUCGACGUCUUCUUCAGCUCCUGCAUCCUCCAGCGGUGGAAGGACACGCUCGCGACGCUGCGGAGCACGCGGAAGCACGCUCCCCUGUGCGAGGAGCUCGGCGUCACCGGCCGCUGCGUCGACGCCAUCGCCACCGCUAUCAUCUCCAGUUCUACGCUCCCGGGAGCGUCCAGGAACCGGUGGGCCGCCGACCUCAGCGAGCUCGGCGUCGACCAUUACUGGCGGAUCAUGGUGGUCGUGAAAUCCGCCGGAGUCGUCUCCAGCAAGCUCCUCGGCGAGGCGCUGCAGAUCUACGCUGGCAGGUGGCUGGCAACCAUGGUACCAGGCAACGGCCAAGAGGCCACCGGAAAGUCUACGUUGCUAAUGGAGAAGAUUGUCAGCUUGCUGCCAUCCGAGGAAGGCUCUGUUUCGUGUGGUUUCCUUCUCAAGCUUCUCAAAGCCGCAAACUUUCUCCAUGCUUCAGCUCCGGUGAAGACGGAAUUAGCAAGACGAGUAGGAUUACAACUGGAGGAAGCAUCCGUCGAGGAUCUCUUGAUCCCACAGGCAGCGAAUUCCGGCGACACAUUAUACGAUGUCGAUGUGGUGAUGACCAUGCUGGAGGAGUUCCUGCUUCAGGGGCAAAGCCCCGCGACGAGUCCGCCGAGGGAGGAGAAGCUCAGGCGCCAACGGAGGCAGUCUCGGUCGGCCGAUAAGGUGGAGUUUGAGGUGCAUGAGAACGGCCGGCGAUCUUCUUCGUCCUCCCACAGCUCCAAGCUCCGAGUGGGCAAGCUCAUAGACAGCUACCUCCAAGAAAUCGCCGAGGACAAGAACUUGCCCAUGGAGAAGCUCAUUGCCAUCGCAGAAGCUGUCCCAGACUUUGCCAGGACCGACCACGACGACCUUUACAGAGUCAUCGACAUCUACCUCAGGUCGCACCCAGAGCUCGACAAGAACUCAAGGAAGCACUUGUGCAGAAUGUUAGACUGCAAGAAGCUCACAGUCGAGGCCUGCAUGCACGCGGCACAGAACGAGCUCCUCCCUCUCCGGGUGGUGCUGCAGGUGCUGUUCUUCGAGCAGUCCCGUGCCGCCAUGUCAGGCUUCCAGGUCACAGAGUUGGCCAACAACAUCAAGGCGCUGCUGGCGAAGACAGGCACCGGAGGAGACGCAGGAAGCAGAGAGGUUCUGAAGCUUCACCACAUCGGCGCUGCUUCUCCCUCGCAAGAUGGCUGGAGCAUCUCGAGAUUGAAACGCCCUGCCGCGAAGCUCCAAGCCCUCGAGCUGAAGCUCGAGGAGGAGAAUGGCAUCGACGACGGCGGCCUAAUUCCCGGCGAAGCUCUCUUGAGGACCCCUUCUUCGCGGCUCAAGGCCUUGUGCUCACUUCCUAGGAAUCCCAAGAAGAUCAUCGCCAAAUUGUUGGGUCUGAACAGAAGUGCAAACGAGAGGAAUUAAUUGAUCAAUUUCAUACAAAAUUUUUCUGUGCCAAGGCCGUGCUGCUUCUGCUUUGUUUAUCAUAAUU
This is a messenger RNA of Zingiber officinale, 2211 nucleotides long. RefSeq names its product BTB/POZ domain-containing protein At1g67900-like. Lineage: Eukaryota; Viridiplantae; Streptophyta; Magnoliopsida; Zingiberales; Zingiberaceae. The record is from RefSeq and is a predicted model, not a curated record. The transcript is spliced from 3 exons. The coding region runs from base 345 to 2144 and encodes 599 amino acids.